Molecule: messenger RNA, 291 nt
Organism: Verticillium dahliae VdLs.17
Lineage: Eukaryota; Fungi; Ascomycota; Sordariomycetes; Glomerellales; Plectosphaerellaceae
Exons: 2
Coding region: 1-291 (96 amino acids)
Biological process (GO): translation
Cellular component (GO): mitochondrion; large ribosomal subunit
Molecular function (GO): structural constituent of ribosome
Source: RefSeq, a predicted model, not a curated record
AUGUCCUUCUUCCGCAUCACCCUCCACCGCUCGGCCAUCGGCCUGCCCAAGCGCACCCGCGGCGUGCUCGCCGCGCUGGGCCUCCGCCGGCGCAUGCAGACCGUCUUCCACCCCGUCACCCCCGACUUUGCCGGCAUGGUCUUCAAGGUCAAGGAGCUGGUGCGCAUCGAAGAGGUCGACCAGGCGCUGAGCAAGAAGGAGGUCAAGGCCGAGAGGACGCCGGCGAGGGGGUUCUGGGUUGAGCGUGCGGCGCCGAGACAGACUGCCAUGUGUACCAUACAUGUACGCUAG